UCCAAGUUUUCUUACAUUCAUCUGAUUAAAUCCAUACAUUUUUUUUUUUUUUUGAUCAGCAGAUUAAAUCCAUACAUUUGUUCUUGUUUUUUCUCCACUUUCUAGUACUAGUAAUAUCUUCACUUUUUUAUCUUUGUUUUUUUUUUUCUACCCUUCCUUCUCUCUAAUCAAGCAGCAUUAAGAAACAAAACACCUUCGUUCUCAUUCUCUGAUUUCUUCCCACCUCCCCUCUCUCUCUCUAGGGCGAUCCGAUCAGCCCAUACUCUCUUCAAUUCGUGGCCAUCGGACCCCAGAAUCCGAGCUUGUGGGAGCCAAAUCCUAGGGUUUGGUCUCUAGGAUUGUUGUGUGUGUGUGUAUAUUUGUAUAUUUAUAGCCAUGGAUUCAGAAGACGAUAUGCUCGACGCAAACUCCGUCGACGACGAUUACUACAGCGGGGACACGGCCGCGGACUACUGCAGCGACGACGAUUGCGGCGACUACGAGUUCAUGAACCACGACUUCGAGGACCCGCAUGACAUUGUUGCCAAACACCAGCAGAAAAAUUAUGUGGUCCUGAACGAAGCAGAUAUACGCCAGCGUCAAGAGGAUGAUAUCACAACAGUAUCCACUGUCCUCUCCAUACCAAGAGUAGCUGCAAGCAUCCUACUCUGUCACUACCAUUGGAGUGUGAGUAAUGUGCACGAAGCCUGGUUUGCUGAUGAAGACAGAGUACGCAAGACUGUGGGCUUGCUGGAACGGCCGGUUCAAUUUUCGAAUGCUAAAUUAUUGACUUGCGGGAUUUGUUUUGAAAGCUAUCCUCUUGACAGGAUUAGCACUGCUGCUUGUGGACAUCCUUUCUGCAGUACAUGCUGGAAAUCUUACAUGAGGACAUCCAUCGAUGGUGGUCCUGGAUGUUUGAUGCUGCGAUGUCCUGAUCCAUCUUGUUAUGCUGCUGUUGGUCAGGAUAUGAUCGGUCGACUGGCUUCUGAUGACGAUAAGGGGAAGUAUGCCCGUUACCUUCUUCGUUCUUAUAUAGAAGACAAUAGAAAGACCAAGUGGUGUCCUGCCCCGGGCUGUGAGUAUGCUGUUGAAUUUGUUGUUGGCAGUGGAGGUUAUGAUAUUGCCUGCUCAUGUUCGUAUGGCUUUUGUUGGAAUUGUACAGAAGAAGCUCAUCGUCCUGUGGAUUGUAGCACUGUGGCAAAGUGGAUUAUGAAAAACAGUGCAGAGUCUGAAAACAUGAAUUGGAUACUAGCUAAUUCCAAACCUUGUCCGAAGUGCAAGCGACCGAUUGAGAAAAACCAAGGUUGUAUGCACAUGACAUGCACGCCACCUUGCAAAUUUGAAUUCUGCUGGCUGUGUCUUGGUGCAUGGACUGAUCAUGGUGAGAGAACAGGCGGUUUCUAUGCAUGUAAUCGUUACGAGGCAGCUAAGCAAGAGGGGGCUUAUGAUGAAACUGAAAGGAGGAGAGAGAUGGCUAAGAACUCCUUAGAGAGAUACACUCAUUACUAUGAACGUUGGGCAACCAAUCAAUCGUCGAGGCAAAAAGCUCUUGCAGAUUUACAUGAAAUGCAAAAUGUGCAUCUCGAGAAGCUUAGUGAUAGACAAUCUCAACCUGAGUCACAGCUUAAGUUCAUUAUAGAGGCCUGGCUACAGAUAGUUGAAUGUCGGCGAGUCUUAAAAUGGACCUAUGCGUACGGGUACUACCUAUCUGAGGAGGAACAAGCUAAGAGGCAAUUUUUUGAAUAUCUCCAAGGUGAGGCAGAGGCUGGUUUAGAAAGGCUCCAUCAAUGUGCUGAGAAGGAUCUACAGAGUUACCUCAUUGCUGAACCCCCUCCUAAUGAUUUUAAUGAUUUCCGCACAAAGUUGGCUGGACUGACGAGUGUAACUAGAAAUUACUUUGAGAACUUGGUUAGAGCAUUAGAGAAUGGUCUAGCGGAUGUCAAUACCCAAGGGGGUUGCAGCAAGACAGCAGCUAGCUCAAAAGGUGGAAAGGGGAAAAGUGGAAGAGGAAAGGCAGCUUCCAAGACCGGUGGGCCCAGUAAGAAUUCAGACGAUUUGGGCAGUUGGUGUUGCGAUCAAUGCACUUAUUUCAAUUCCAGAACUUCAACAUCAUGCGAGAUGUGCCACCAUGGCCGGUGAAAUCCACCCAUUGCCUUGCGCUCGGUGGUUCCCACACGAUAGUAACCCUUUUGAAGCAAGAAGGAAGACAAAAAAGGCAUGGAGGAAGAGCCGAUCAAAACUGAAGCAAACGAUGCCUUGUGUUCAAUACAGCUUUUGGGUGGAUUCUUAUCGUGUGUGGGAGAAUUAAGAUAUGAUUCUCGGUGUAUAGAGCGUCUACAUUCUAGCAAUAGUCAAAUAAUCAAUUUACUGUUGGACGUUCGUGAACUUCUUCUUGUUGUGACUGAUUCUGCAUAUGUUAUUUGCGAAUGAUGAUAGCCAGAGGCAAAUUGCAAAUCUCUUCUCGUUUUCUUGCCUUUUGGUUGGUUACUGCUUCAAAAGCUUUGAAAUUUAGCUUCUUUGAUUGUGCAAUGGAAAAUGAUAUUUAUCUGUGAUAAUACAUA
Rhododendron vialii is the source of this 2540-nucleotide messenger RNA. Its product is annotated as probable E3 ubiquitin-protein ligase ARI7. The record is from RefSeq and is a predicted model, not a curated record. Bases 376 to 2118 code for a protein of 580 amino acids. Gene Ontology annotation, cellular component: cytoplasm; ubiquitin ligase complex. The transcript is spliced from 15 exons. Gene Ontology annotation, biological process: protein polyubiquitination; ubiquitin-dependent protein catabolic process; positive regulation of proteasomal ubiquitin-dependent protein catabolic process. Gene Ontology annotation, molecular function: ubiquitin conjugating enzyme binding; ubiquitin protein ligase activity; zinc ion binding. Lineage: Eukaryota; Viridiplantae; Streptophyta; Magnoliopsida; Ericales; Ericaceae.